AUGACAACCGUCGAAUACCUCGAAAGUGUAUUAAAAGAACUUGACUUGAGUUGUUCUCGCCAAAUAGUCUUUAAUCCACUUGUGAUAAACUUUUUAAGAAGUCUUUUGAUGUAUGUCCAGGAAGCGAAAGGAGGUGCUUUACCGGAACACCCCACACAAGAAGCACCACAACCGUUACAGUUACAACGCAAUUUUCAAGACCAGUUGGCGUCAUUAAAAGAUGAAUUAACACAAUUAAUCGAUCAAAACACUUCUACGAUGAAUUUGAGAAUAGUUACUAUGAGUGAUACUAUGCAAGGGCUUUAUGAUAAGGUGAAUGCAAUUGAGACGCAGAAGUUGUUGAACGGAAUACUCUCAGGAACGAACACAGAACACACCACUAAACUCAAUGCACUGGAUGUCCAACUUGAAGAGCUCAAGGGAAAGGUAUCAAUUCUGACUAACUCAUUGCUAACACUCAAAACUGAAAUGUCAACACUAAAAGCACCUCAAGACGAACUCACAACACUAAAUAACAAGUGUGAGGCGUUGCGAGUUCAAUUGAGUCAAGUCACUUUAAAGGUCGAUAAACUCAACCAACAAAACAAUGACGUUAUACACGAAAAUGAGGUGCCAAAACCGUUAUUUGGGUUCAAUCAAGAACAACCACAGAACUCAAGUGACGUGUCGACGAACGAAAAAACAAAACAAACAACUGAUACGUUUAAACCAAAUUUCCAAUUCACACCAACAAUUAAACCAUCUGUAGUGGAGAAAAAGGGCGAACCAAAAAGCGAACAAAAAGUGGAGAAGAAAGAAGUUAAUGUGGGAAAACUCGAAGAAAAUAAGAUGAAUGCACAGAACAAAACAAGUCCGUCGUAUUGUGAUAAAGUCGAUGAAAUUGAUAAAACUGUUAAAGAACAAACAAAUAGUCAAACAGUGAAUAAAACACAAACAAACCAAAUUCAACAAACUCAGAAAAAGCAAAAUGAGCAAUUGGAACAAAAAGAUGAUGUGACGCCUCAACGUAAAUCAACAAAUCAAAUGAAUGGGAGUUAUACAACAAAUGUGCAGAACCAAGAAAAUUGCAUUGAGAAGACAAUUGAAGUAAAACAAAUGUUGCCAACAACACAAGUAAAUGCGCAAGAGAUAGUCACUCUGUCACAAACAGGGACUUUACCAAAGUUACAGCCAUUCAGUGAUACGGUCAACUCCCCACAAAUCACCGCGCAGUUGUCUGGAUGGUGUCAAGGAAAGGUGAAGCUCCUGUUCUUAUCAGACGAGCGAAAGAUUGAUUCACAACACGUGAACAAGAAGAUCCAUGGGAAGAAGGGAAUACUUGUGAUGUGUAGAAGUGAGAGUGGCAAGGUCUUUGGAUUUUUCAGUGGCGGGAAAGUGCCGGAAACCACCGAGAUGAAGGGGAAGUCUGCUUUUGUGAAGAACGACUGGAAGCACUUUGUCUUCAUGUUUGAAGGGAAGAACCAGAUUGGGACCAAAUUUGAGAAGAAGGAUUGUGGGGAUACUAUAGUAUGGAACUCCAUUGGGAGCGGAGUGUUUGUUGAUUGUCGAGAUGCGUUUGCAAUAGGAGAGAAUUUUGUUGUUGUUGGCAGGACGGCGUUUGAAGACAAAUACUUUGAUGCGGUGUCUAUAGAAACUCUUGUUGGGAGUCAGCGAAUCACUUUGAAUGACAUUGCUAUCUUUGGGGUUGAAGGAGAAAAUGAUAGUAAAGAGAGUGUACAAGAAGCGCAAGAACCACAACAGAGUACUGAAGUUGAGAGUCGGUGUACUCAAGAACAACAAAAUGAGAAACAAAUAUUACCCCAAACGAAGUCCGCGAAGUUUGAAGAGAAUAAAAGUGUUGGAAAUUCAAUAGCGAGCGAAGCGGAAGUCCAAUUGCACAAGAAACUCCAAGAAAUUAUUUCUUCAACUCGAGAACAAACGGAUUUGGCACUUUUCAUGAACGACAAGGUCGUCACUGCUCUUUACCUCUCUUGGAACAACCAACGAUUUAGUAGUUUACUUUAUGAUAGUAAAGAGAAUGGGAUGGACCCUCAACGGUUCUCCAAAUUCUUGUCGUGUAUUGCCAACACUAUUAUUGCCGUGCAGACAACAAGUGGGCUGAUCUUUGGGAUCUACAACCAAACCAAAGCCCCUCAAUUUAGCACGCGAAAGGCGACGAUAGAAGGCGACACCAAUCACUUCGCCUUUGUUUUUUCAACGUCGAAAGUCGGCGCGCGGUUUAAGACCAAAUCUCCGCCACAAGUUGGGUUUAUUGGAGAUAUGAACGACGUCAUGUUCCAAGUGGGGAGCAGUCUGAUAGUUUUUCAAGACGGGCGAAUAGUCAUUUCGGAUGAAUUUAACAAGUUGUAUGAUGGCGAUAUGUCCAAUGAAGAAAUGGUUGGUGGCGCAACGGAGGGUUUGAAGCUCCAGAGACUUGUGGUGAUGGUCACUUCGACCUCCGAGGCGGUCAUCUCGCGUGCUCUUUCGUACAAAUCUUCUGUCAUCAAGCAAGAAAAGGAGAGUGAAAGGAAAGAAGCUGAGAUGGCACGAAUACAGAAAGAGAGAGAGGAGAAGGCGCGUCGACAGAGAGAAGAAGCCGAGAGAAAACGCGUUGAGGACGAGCAAAUGAGAGUUUUGGAAGAAGCCGCGCGGAAGGAGGAAGAGCGACGAGUACAACUUGAGACGGAACGAAAGAACAAAAUGGCUGAGGAGAAGAGGAAACAACUUGCGGAAGAGCAACGGAAAGUCAAUGAAGAGAAAGAACGACAACGUGUUAUUGAAGCUGAGCAACGAAGAAAAGAGAAAGAAGAUAUGGAGAAGGUGAAAGCUGCAGAAGCCGAGGCGAAGAGAAUAACAGAAGAGAAAGAACGACAAGAGAAAGAGGCGGCGGAACAAAAGAGAAUAGAAGAAGAGCGACUGAACAAUGAGAGAAAGCAACUUGAAGCGGCGUUUAUUGAGCAAGAGAACGAACGGAAACGACUUGAAGAUGAGCGCCGAAGGACAGAAGACCUUGAGAAUGAGAAGAGAGAGAAAGAGAAGUUUGAGAAAGAGAAGCAAAAGAUCGAACGGGAACGACUCGAGAAAUUUGCAACGACGCCGGAAGACGUUUUGGCGAAGAUGGAAAUAGACACCAAGAAACAAGCGGACAAAUUGAUGGAGUCAUCUGAUGGAGUUGAGAUCAUAGAGGGGGAAGAGAGUUGUAGUGAUUCGAGUUCGGAGAAUUACGAAAUCUGUGAGAUGGAGAAUAGCGAUGAUGGGGCUAUUGUAGAAGAGAAUUUGAGUGAGAGUGGGAAUGAUGACACCCCGGAGAACACAAGUAAGCCAAUAAUUAAAGAAGCCACUGACGACUCGGACGAGUGGAAGGGCGGGGAAAAGCCCAAGAAAGAGGGGUACACAGGGAAAGAGUGGCUGAAGAUGUAUAAACAAGGCAAAGACUUUAUGUUCAACAAAACAAUUAAUUCGAAAGAUCGGAUAAUGACGGCUUUAGCAAACAAGAAGGCGCUCCGUAUGUUGAGUGGGGCUAUUGUCUUUAAAAUGUGCAAGAAAAUUUAUGACACUACACACAACAAAUUUUCAACACAGGCAUUCAACGCGGCGAUAGCGGGGAAGAAAUCGAUUAUGGUUAUCGUACAGACCGAAGGCUGUGUGUUUGGGUGUUACAACGAGAGUGAUGGACUGCCUCGUGUUGUGAAGAGAGAAACACCAAUCAUUGCAAACAAAGCGUUUGUCUUUUCGUUGGUCAACCGCCUUGGGGAACCCUUUUUGGUCGAGAAGAAGACGAACUCGUCCUUUUAUUUGCACAACACAGAUGAUAACGGUAUCGUCAGUUUCGACUGCUGUUUCACCAUCAAAAAGGACAAGAAGAUAUACGUCCAGAACAAGAAAUGGAGUGAGUGCUACAACACCAAAUUUGAUAGUGGGAUUCUCACCGGCGCCACUUUUCCUGUUGUUGCGGAUAUGGAGCGGCUCGUGGUGUUUGAAUGGAAUUGA
Molecule: messenger RNA, 3969 nt
Organism: Entamoeba invadens IP1
Lineage: Eukaryota; Evosea; Mastigamoebida; Endamoebidae
Exons: 1
Coding region: 1-3969 (1322 amino acids)
Source: RefSeq, a predicted model, not a curated record